GAAAUGGGUCGUCCAGGAUUUAUGUCUCGUGGUGGUGGAGGUGGUCGCGGAGGUGGAGGAGGUUUUCGUCCUAGAGGUGAUGGUGGUGGUGGAGGUUUUCGUGGUCGUGGUGGAGGAAGAGGGGGAGGUAGUGGAGGCUUCCGUGGUGGUAGCGGUGGAAGAGGAGGGGGACAAAUGAAUGGAUUUGGUAGCGGUGAUAGGCGAUCAAGUGGAGGUGGUGGAAGCUUUCGUGGAAGUCCUCGUGGUUCUCCACGCGGAAGAGGAGGAGGAGGCCGCGGAGGAAGAGGGGGUAGUGGAAUGAAAGGAGGAAAAAAAGUAAUUAUUGAACCUCACCGUUUAAAAGGAGUUUUCAUUGUAAAAGGCAAAGAAGAUGCUUUAGUAACAAAAAAUAUGGUGCCUGGUGAGUCAGUUUAUGGAGAAAAACGAGUCUCUAUUCAAAACGAACACUCAAAUGAUACUGAUGAACAAAAAACAACAACAGAAUAUCGCGUUUGGAAUCCUUUCCGUUCUAAAUUAGCGGCUGCUAUAAUGGCAGGAGUUGAAGAUGCACACAUCUUUCCUGGUGCUCGAGUUCUUUAUUUGGGCGCUGCUUCUGGUACUUCUGUUUCGCACGUUUCUGAUAUUGUUGGACCGGAAGGAAUUGUUUAUGCCGUGGAAUUCUCACAUAGAAGUGGUCGUGAUCUUUUGGGAAUGGCCAAAAAACGACCAAAUGUUGUUCCAAUCGUGGAUGAUGCUCGACAUCCACACAAAUAUGCAAUGAUGGUAGGGAUUGUUGAUACAAUCUUUUCUGAUGUUGCACAACCUGAUCAAGCAAGAAUUGUGGCUCAUAAUGCACACAAAUUUUUGAAAAACAAUGGACAUGUUGUGAUCUCAAUAAAAGCAAAUUGUGUUGACAGCACAGCUGAGCCAGAGGCAGUUUUUGCUGGGGAAGUGAACAAAUUACGCGAAGAACAGUUUAAACCGAUUGAACAGGUGACACUUGAAACUUAUGAACGUGAUCACGCUGUGGUUGUUGCUGAAUAUAGAGCAUCAAAGAAAGUGAAAAAGGAAAAGAAGGAAACUAAAACGGAGGAAAUGGAAAGCUGA
Molecule: messenger RNA, 1086 nt
Organism: Meloidogyne enterolobii
Lineage: Eukaryota; Metazoa; Nematoda; Chromadorea; Rhabditida; Meloidogynidae
Source: the annotation of a GenBank genome assembly